Colias croceus (clouded yellow) is the source of this 1371-nucleotide messenger RNA. RefSeq names its product probable transaldolase (gene Taldo). The transcript has 8 exons. Gene Ontology annotation, molecular function: transaldolase activity. Gene Ontology annotation, cellular component: intracellular anatomical structure; cytoplasm. The record is from RefSeq and is a predicted model, not a curated record. Gene Ontology annotation, biological process: pentose-phosphate shunt, non-oxidative branch; pentose-phosphate shunt; carbohydrate metabolic process. The coding region runs from base 69 to 1070 and encodes 333 amino acids. NCBI's taxonomy places the organism in Eukaryota, Metazoa, Arthropoda, Insecta, Lepidoptera, Pieridae.
UUUUUAUUCAUUUUAAUAGGCUCUAACAUAAACUAUUUAUAUUUUUAUAAAGCUUCACAAUCAUCAGUAUGAGUGGCGAACCUCAGGCAAAGCGAACAAAAAUGAGUGCCUUGGAACAAUUAAAACAAUAUUCGACGGUGGUGGCGGAUACCGGGGAUUUUGAAGCCAUGAAAGCAUAUAAACCGACAGAUGCUACAACAAAUCCAAGCUUAAUUUUGUCUGCCGCUGGAAUGGAACAAUACCAGCAUUUGUUAGAUAAAGCCAUUAAAUAUGGCAAGGAUUGUGGAGGAUCAAUUGAAGAACAAUUGGUAGAGACAUUGGAUAUGCUCAGUGUGCUAUUUGGAUGUGAAAUACUUAAGAUUAUUCCUGGAAGGGUUUCUGUUGAAGUUGACGCUAGAUUAUCUUUUGAUAAGGAUGCUAGUAUGGCUAAAGCUAUUAAGUUGAUUGCAAUGUUUGCGGAACAUGGCAUUAAGAAGGAAAGAAUUCUUAUCAAGUUAGCAUCAACUUGGGAGGGAAUUCAAGCUGCAAAGGAGUUGGAAAAGAAACACGGAAUUCACUGCAAUCUGACACUGCUGUUCUCUAUCUACCAAGCUAUUGCUUGUGCUGAAGCUAAUGUUACACUUAUUUCUCCAUUUGUGGGAAGAAUUCUGGAUUGGUAUGUGGAAAACACAAAGAAGACGUAUCAGGCGACAGAAGAUCCCGGUGUACUGUCAGUUACUCGCGUGUUCAAUUAUUACAAGAAGUUUGGAUACAAGACUCAAGUGAUGGGCGCGUCUUUCCGUAACACGGGUGAAAUACGCGAGUUGGCCGGCUGUGAUCUUUUGACCAUCAGCCCUAAACUCUUGCAGGAAUUGGCUAACAGUGAACAGCCCAUCAAAAAGGUACUGGACGCAAAAGUAGCCGCACAAAGUGAUUUGGAGAAGAUUUCCCUGUCCGAGGCGCAAUUCCGUUGGCACCUCAAUGAAGAUCAGAUGGCUACUGACAAGCUUUCUGACGGCAUCAGGAAAUUUGCUGCGGACACCAGAAAACUUGAAACUCUUAUCAAGGGAAUGCUUGCUAGCAAGAAGUAAUUGAGUGAAGCAAAAUAUGUUUUUUUUUUGAGUUAUGAUACUGUUGCAAAUGUUUCAAUAAUCCAGUGAUUAUUAUAAUAUAUUAUUGUUGAUAUUUUUUAAAGGUGCAUUUUAUAAUGUUGUAUUUAUACUUGUAUAAAUAUACUCCGUUUACUAUGUUUUUAAUUUUUAUAGGAUAAGGUGUAAAUGAGAAUAAGCUUAACUAUUGAGAGGGUCCAAAAUUUUAUACAUUCCUGUUCUUUAUUAUAUAUUUAAAUUAGAGCACAAUUUUUUGGUGAUGUUAUUAAAAAAUGUACUUAUA